AUGCCCAUACUUUACACACCAAUUCCAACAAGAAAGGUGCAUAUUUCUUCUGUUCUAGCUCCCGCUCAACUCACAACCCGCCUCGACUCAUUAAUGAAUGCAUUGAACUUUUUCGCAUACGCUAGUUUUAAGGAGAAUAUGCGCAAGUUUUGGUUCUAUAUCCUGGAGAUGAUCCCAAUUUUAAUCAUUGCUUAUUACCUCUAUAAUGAUCAUGAUUCUGCUGUGUUAGCAAUGGGGGCGACCAUCAAUGUUGUUCUUACUUUUUUGUGGUACGCAAGCAAAACUUGGGGCUUAAUCUGGCUUCACACAAAGGAGAUGAUACAUAACUGCCUAAGAGAUUUCUUACAAAUUAAUUGA
This is a messenger RNA of Serpula lacrymans var. lacrymans S7.9, 357 nucleotides long. RefSeq lists its product as uncharacterized. The record is from RefSeq and is a predicted model, not a curated record. Lineage: Eukaryota; Fungi; Basidiomycota; Agaricomycetes; Boletales; Serpulaceae. The transcript has 3 exons. The coding region runs from base 1 to 357 and encodes 118 amino acids.